GGGUCGGCGUUGCCGCCGUCGUGCAGGACGCGCAGGGCAAAAUGGUCAUGGGCCGGCGCAAGGGUUCGCACGGCGACGGUGAGCGGGCAGCCCUGUACAUACAUAUAUCUUCGUUGAGAGUGCGCACAUCCUGACACAGACAGACACAGGCCAGUGGCAGUUCCCCGGCGGCCAUCUCGAGAUGGGCGAGAGCUUCUUCGCGUGCGCGGAGCGGGAGACGCUGGAAGAGACGGGACUGGUGGUCCGGGCGCAGAGGCUGCUCGCCGUCACCAACGAUGUCUUCGACCCGCGGUCAAAGCACUACAUCACCAUUUUCGUGCUUUGCCAGAGGGUUGACGAGACGCAAGAACCGCAGGUUCUGGAACCCGAGAAGUGCGAGUGCUGGACGUGGCAGAGCUGGUCCGACAUCAAGGCCGUGAUCGCUGGCCGAGAUGGGGAAAGCAAAGUUUUCCUGCCGAUCGUUAACCUGCUCCGGGAUUAUCCCGGGGUUGUGUCCGAGAUGGAGACAAGCCGCUUGAACCCGAACUGAAUCCCGGUCGGACCCGUACAACACCCGGCUUCUAAUAUAUAUACUACACAACUAGGCAGAUAGUACGAUCCUCCAUUUAGCUAUAAAGCAGGGGCCUUCCUUAAC
Messenger RNA from Thermothielavioides terrestris NRRL 8126, 634 nucleotides. RefSeq lists its product as uncharacterized. Bases 182 to 529 code for a protein of 115 amino acids. Gene Ontology annotation, cellular component: cytosol. The record is from RefSeq and is a predicted model, not a curated record. The transcript has 2 exons. Gene Ontology annotation, molecular function: 8-oxo-7,8-dihydrodeoxyguanosine triphosphate pyrophosphatase activity. NCBI's taxonomy places the organism in Eukaryota, Fungi, Ascomycota, Sordariomycetes, Sordariales, Chaetomiaceae. Gene Ontology annotation, biological process: dGTP catabolic process.